Lates calcarifer (barramundi perch) is the source of this 3976-nucleotide messenger RNA. It is a transcript of the gene smad1, whose product is annotated as SMAD family member 1. Gene Ontology annotation, biological process: cell differentiation; SMAD protein signal transduction; BMP signaling pathway. The record is from RefSeq and is a predicted model, not a curated record. The transcript has 6 exons. Bases 342 to 1601 code for a protein of 419 amino acids. Gene Ontology annotation, molecular function: DNA-binding transcription factor activity, RNA polymerase II-specific; I-SMAD binding; RNA polymerase II cis-regulatory region sequence-specific DNA binding. Gene Ontology annotation, cellular component: heteromeric SMAD protein complex. NCBI's taxonomy places the organism in Eukaryota, Metazoa, Chordata, Actinopteri, Centropomidae.
UGCAUCCCGCGGCGUGAUACUGGCGCUCAGCGGAGGGUGAGACGGCUCCGCGACUCACUGACGCCAGGCCGAGCAGACCGAAGACAGGCAGAGGGAGCACACAGGAGGAGACGCGCAGAAAGAGUGUGUGUGAGAGAGAGGGGACUGCUGUGAAAGAAAAGGAGGUGGCUGUCAAGAGGACCUGAUCUGACAUCUUGGAAGCUGAGGAUUAUCUAAAAACAAACAAACAAAACACUCAAAUAAUAUAUCAUCACUUGUCUUCUGAGAUUGGAGUGUCCCACUUCACUGCUCACACUUCCUUUUGGACAGAAGGGAGAGGGGAGGAGGGCGGCUUGUCCACCAUGAACGUCACUUCGCUCUUCUCCUUCACCAGCCCGGCAGUCAAACGGCUGCUGGGUUGGAAGCAAGGAGACGAGGAAGAGAAAUGGGCUGAGAAGGCUGUGGAUGCUUUGGUUAAGAAACUGAAAAAGAAGAAGGGAGCCAUGGAGGAACUGGAGAGGGCUCUUAGCUGCCCGGGCCAGCCCAGUAACUGUGUGACAAUCCCCCGCUCCCUGGAUGGACGGCUGCAGGUGUCCCACAGGAAGGGUCUGCCGCAUGUCAUUUACUGUCGGGUGUGGCGCUGGCCCGACCUGCAGUCCCACCACGAGCUGAAGGCCCUGGAGUGCUGCGAGUACCCCUUUGGCUCCAAACAGAAAGAUGUGUGUAUCAACCCCUACCACUACAAACGAGUGGACAGUCCAGUGCUGCCGCCUGUGUUGGUACCAAGGAACAGCGAGUUCAAUGCCAAGCAUACGAUGCUGCCUCGCUUCCGCAAUCCUCUACAACAGAACGAGCCGCACAUGCCCCAGAAUGCCACCUUCCCAGAGUCCUUCGCUCAGGCCAACACAAUGCCUUUCCCACAUUCGCCGGGAAACAGCUACCCGAACUCGCCGGGAAGUGGCAGCAGCGCCACCUUCCCUCAUUCACCAUCCAGUUCCGACCCCGGCAGCCCAUUCCAGAUGCCAGAGACUCCCCCUCCUGCCUAUAUGCCCCCAGAGGAGCAAAUGACUCAGGAUUGCCCCCAGCCAAUGGACACCAACCUCAUGGCUCCACCCUUACCUCUAGAGAGUAACAACCGGGCAGAUGUUCAGCCCGUGGCCUAUGAGGAACCCAAGCACUGGUGCUCUAUUGUUUACUACGAGCUCAACAAUCGUGUCGGAGAGGCGUUCCAGGCUUCCUCUACCAGUGUGCUUGUCGAUGGCUUCACGGAUCCCUCCAACAACCGCAACCGAUUCUGUCUCGGCUUGCUCUCCAACGUCAACCGCAACUCCACCAUUGAGAACACCCGGCGGCACAUUGGCAAAGGUGUCCAUCUGUACUAUGUUGGUGGGGAGGUGUAUGCAGAAUGCCUGAGUGAUAGCAGUAUCUUCGUCCAGAGUCGUAACUGUAACUACCACCACGGCUUCCAUCCCACAACUGUGUGUAAGAUUCCCAGCGGCUGCAGCCUGAAGAUUUUCAACAACCAGGAGUUUGCUGAGCUGCUGGCCCAGUCUGUCAAUCAUGGCUUUGAGGCCGUUUAUGAGCUCACAAAGAUGUGUACCAUUCGCAUGAGCUUUCGUUAAGGUAAGAAAGAAAAAAUGAGCAAUAGAACUUUUUUUACACUGUCUUGUGUUAAUAUUUAACUUAUUAUAUGGCUGGCUGUUGGGUGAGAUUUUAGAACUGAAUCGAUUUUUUGAGAUAAAUAAAUGUAUUAAUUUGUCUGUUGUAAAACAUCAUGGUUUAUUUGAAUUAUCAAACAAAAUUAACACCAAAAUCUGACUCAAAAAUAACAUCUGCAGUGCAAACAGUAAACUAUUAACAUCUUACUGUCUCUGUGUAUAAUGCAGUCAGCAGCUCAUUUGUGUUUCCUCUUUGUUUUCCUCUUAACUUUCUAUUACUGGCUGCAUUUUGUGAACUUAACUCACAAAAUAUCUAACACUGUAACACUUUACAGUGUUCUUAUAUUUGUAGACAUAAACCUCUCUGGGCUAGACCAGCUAAAAACUUUUUGGUGUCUAUUUAAACAUUUGUUUUCAAGCGGAAGAGCAGUGUGUUACACCUGUGCUUCUUUUUGUUGAACCCAACUGAAUUAUACAGCUGUGUAUAGGAGUCUUAAUUUAUUUAUUAUCUUCUCACUGACCGGGAGAAAUAAGAAAAUAAGUUUAAAAUUAUCUGGUCCUUUCUGAGAAAUCUUUGCAUUUUCCAUUGAAUAUCACAACAUUCAUGCUCGGCAGUCCAAAUAAUAUGAAAUGAAUACAUUUUAAAAACAAGGAGAAAAAAUAAAAACAGUUGUGUCCCCAUCCUGAUCCUAAACCAUGUGUUCCCAUAUGUUCCAGGGCUGGGGAGCAGAGUACCACCGCCAGGAUGUGACCAGCACACCCUGCUGGAUUGAGAUCCACCUGCACGGUCCCCUGCAGUGGUUGGAUAAGGUGCUAACCCAGAUGGGUUCCCCCCACAACCCUAUAUCCUCCGUCUCCUAGGCUUCAAUGUCCUCAGCCCUGUGGCUGUCCACACCCCAGCAUUUUGGUCGAAGUAGCAAGAAUAGGGGCUAGCUGGUCCCAGAUUGGCUUGUGGUUCAGUCAAUAACUGAUAUAGGUUUAGACUAAAACACAGGCUGAUCUGGGACCUGUAGGGUUGGGUGGGUUGUUAAAUGGGUUGGUUUGUUCUGUACUUGAAGGACGUCUGAAUUGGGCACAUUUACAGACUGGGAGAGGAGUAAGCAAAGUGAGCGUGAUGCAACUGGAAGAUACUUGAUCUUUGUGACCAACUGUAAUAAUUAGACCAUCACACUCAUCAUGACGCAAGUAUCCUCCCUGAUCUUGCUCCCACAACGUCUCUUUUUCAUUGUUCUAUUAUUCUGACUCAUAACUAGUUUGCAUCUAAAUAUUCCCUCAGAAAUCCAGAUAUACAUGUGUAGUCAAAAUAAUUAUGGGACAUUCCAGGCCACCGAAAUUGCAGUUGGCGGCUGUUUUCUGUCUGACUGCAAUGAGGCUGGCAUGAAAUGUACUUUCGACAUGUACAAAGUUAGCAGGGACUUGGAGGAUGACCAGUAUGACUGAAAAAUUUUAAUCAUCUCCAGACACUUAAACAAGUAUGUUGUUUCCUCAAAGUGUUCUUUUUUUAGGUUAAUAAGUUAAAGAAGUGAAAAAAAUAUUAUAAAAAUGAAAUCCCAUAUCACAAAAAUAAUAGGAGGGCAAAAUUAAGGGGAGUUUGAGAGUAUAGGGUGGGGUUCAGUGUGGGGCAUGGCACUAAAAGGGCAUUUCAGAAAUAAAAGACUAAUGUUUAAAUGUUGCUCAUCUUGUGUUACACUCGUGUUUCAAAUGAAUUUUAUGAAGAAAAAAAAGAAUAGUGUUUAGAUAUAUUCACUAUUAGAAUAUGUGCUGUGCAGUCUGGUUUUGCAAAGCCUAGUUUGGUUAGUGUAGCGUUACACAUUUAAGACUGGUAGUUGAACAUCACACAAAGCAGAGGCAAGUACAAGUGCAGUUUAGUUUGUCCCCUUGCUGUAUACUCUGCAUCAAAAUCAAAUGUGUUAAAUACAGAGUCACAUUGAGGACAUAACACUGUGCUUCAUUCUCUUAUUACAUUGACUGAGCAAAACUUGUUAAAUGACUGUUAUGGGAAAAUGUUGAGCAUUCAAAUUUUAAUUGUUGACUGAGAAAAGGGUAUCAGUUACUGAUGUCCUAAUAUGAUUUUUUUUUUAUAUAAAAUGCAGAUUUUGCCAUUCAAUUCUUUUAUGCUUUGAGCAAUCCUCUUUGCUAUUAAAAUGUUAUACUCUUUACAUUCUUUUUGUAUUUUUGAACAUGUUUUCUGUUUUUUUGUUUGCACUUUUGUUUUUGUUUUUUCUCCGUCUUUAUUUCUUUUCUUUUCUUUUUUUUUGCUCAGUAAAGCUCCCAGAAAAGCAGUUUUAUUCCAUGAAUAUCAAGUCUCUACUGGAAGAUUCAAUAAAUUUGUUUCAUUA